Messenger RNA from Leishmania mexicana MHOM/GT/2001/U1103, 3189 nucleotides. RefSeq lists its product as hypothetical. Bases 1 to 3189 code for a protein of 1062 amino acids. The record is from RefSeq and is a predicted model, not a curated record. Gene Ontology annotation, molecular function: nuclear export signal receptor activity. Gene Ontology annotation, cellular component: nuclear pore; cytoplasm. Lineage: Eukaryota; Euglenozoa; Kinetoplastea; Trypanosomatida; Trypanosomatidae. The transcript has a single exon. Gene Ontology annotation, biological process: protein export from nucleus.
AUGGCGGUUCUGCAGCAGUCCACAAGCGCGUACUCUAUAAUCUUCGUGUCUCGUGCCGCAUCAGAAUGCUUGGAGACGUUGUUUGUUGAUGCAGACGAACUGACGCAGUUUACGCUGAGUGUGUAUGAGCUGCUGUGCGUUCGGGAUGCCGGCCUGAACGCGGCGGCUAAGCUGGCGCUGCGUCAACUCGUGUGCGUGGCCGUUCAAAGGGGUUAUCAGUACUCCCACACGUUGGCCCAGAUGCCGUCAAGUGUGUGCGUAUCGUGCUCCUCCUCGAUUCAAGCUGGUGAUCAAGGCGAUCGGCUUCGCGUAGGCUGCGAGGUGCUCGCCGACCUUGUCAUCACGCUGAGUGAACGGCGCAUGACCACCUUUGCCACUGACGUGAGCAUUGCGAAGUCCUUCCGCGAUGACCACCUCCUCAGUGUUUUCCGAUUAGCCGUUCGAGUAGUGAAGGAAGUGCAGCCGAGCUGUCGAACGGUCGUGGCAGCCGGGCUUAGGCUAGCGCGACACGUGCUAGAGUUCGACUUUGCGUGCGACACCAUGCAAACAGAGGCCGAGGAGAAUCCGGUGACGAGAACGUAUCCAGAGAGCUGGGGAGCAGACCUCGUGGACGUGCAGCUGAUGGACCGGCUAUGGUUUUUGUACCGAAUUCCCGACCUGGAGCCGGACGUGGCGCAGACAUUGCUGGAGGUACUGACCUCGUUGGUGAGCCUGCGCAAAUCGUUCUUCACUGACGUCGAGCUGCGACCGUGGUGGUACGCAAUAGUCCUGCUACAGACGCACCUCGUCAUGGAGCGCUUCCUGCACCUGGAGGACGAGGAGACGCUCAGCGCCUUCGCGCGACUUCUCAAUCGCAUGAAGCCCAACUGCGACAUCAGUGAACUCAUGCAGCUGGCGGAGUUCUCGCCGUGGCUGCGGUCCCUCUGCAGCUUCACAAGACAGUGUCUGGCCAACUGGAAGCACGCCUCGACAUCACUAUUGUCCCUGCUGAGUGUAUGGGGGCGCCUUAUCGAGGCCAAGUCGUACGCCACGCAGGAUACGGCGGAGAUGCUGCAUUGCGGCUUGCAGGUGGUUGGUUGCUACCUUGAAUGCCUUCACAGCCGCGUACAAGCGUUCACGAUGGAGCUGGCUAAGUUCAUGAACAGCGACAGCGCCGCCAUGCGGCAGGCGAACUCCAAUAGCAUGCCAGUCGAGUACAUGCUGGACGACGACGAGGAGGGGGUCCGACUUGAAGUCGAGUUUCUCGUGAAGGUAGUGAUGGGAUGCGGCGAGGAAGGCUGGAAGAUGCUCGAGGCCAACUCGGAACGGGUCAGUCGAUCCGUGUUGGCACACGUGCGCUCGAACGCUUCUGCUGUCUCGGUCGACCACAUCUUGCUUAUGGAGGAAGCGGCAUGGUCUCUGCAUCUGCUGAGCGCCGCACUGCACUCCGACGGCGCUAUCGACAGUGGUGCUGUCCGCGUUCUUGCCAUGCUGUUGCACAGCCUCAUACUGCUUCAGCGCUUCUCCACCCAUGUCGUAUUUCUUGACAGCGUCCCUGGCUCCGUUCGCGGGCAUGUCGCGGCGGCAACCACGCGCGCUCUCGCCGCGAUCCUCUCCAAGACCGUGUCGGUGUACGUGGUGUCCAACCGUAAGACCUCUGCCUUUGUCGAGCAGCUCAGUAGCCAGCUGCGGCAGUGCGGGGAGAUGGACACAGCAAGUACGUUUGGUGCCUACUUUCUGAAUGUUGCCGUCCACGCGCUGUGGACGAUACUCAGCGCGACAAACAUGCCCGACGAGGUGCGCGUGGCGGCACUGCAGCUGUUGGACGAGUGGACCUCCACCUCGAGUGUGUUGCGGCUGCUCAAGGAGACGUGCUCGUAUACGUAUCUGAUGAACCUCCACAACGAAUCCAUCCCAGCCCCACUGCAGCACCCGGUAGCACUCAAGGCGCGGUACCUGUUUAUUCGAUGUGUGGCGCAGGUGCGCUUCCUCGACGCCUCCGCACUCACAGACUCUGUAGUAAACACCCUCAUGGAGCCGGUGCUGGCGCGCAUUUCACAGGCAGUGUACGGGGCCGCCACUGGCGGGUCUAGCGCGGAGAGCACUAGCUGCCUGACGCUGGCGCUCUGCGAUAUGCGCGGCAUCCUGAGCUGCACGGAGCGCCGACCGUACCGAGUGGUGAUGGACAUGAUCGAGCCUUUUCUGUAUCCUGUGGCCGACGCCGUGCUACAAGAGAGCAGCUGCGGCGAGGAGACUGUAACGCAGCUCCUGGAGUUGGUGAAUGAGAUGGCGCUGAACAAGAACCAGCGUAUUGUCUUUGGGGCACAGAGCGCGAAACCCGUGCACAUAUUUCGCUAUGUGAGCCGGGUGGUGGUGCGCUCCGCACGGCUCGUCCAUCUUGUCUUGGGGAGCAGCGCAACGGGACCAAGCGCCCACACCCCGUCGCCACCGCUGGUGGAGUGGGGGUGGAAGGUGAUGCGGCUGGGUCUCUUGGCAGCGCACCACAUUUUGCAGGGAGGGUGGUGCAACUUGGGGGUGCUGCAGCUCUACGAGGACGCGGCGCUGACGAACCUGCUGUCUAGUGUGUGGGGCCUGCUAUGCAGGUUGCCUGUACAUGAGUACAUGGUGCGCUCGAAGGUGUGCUCGGCUGUGAUCAAGGUGGUGAACGUGCUGGCCGCACGUUUCUUCCACGACUUCUGGGCGAAGCAGCCGCCGCCGGAGGUGUUCACUGUCGUUGGCUUUGUGGAAUCGCUUGCCUUUCCGGCCAGUAUCAACGCCGUCGAAGCCGCACAGCAGAAUGACGCGCUGCAGGCGAUGGACCGCCUCGUGAACUGCUGUUGGGUGCGCACUGCGUAUCCGAUAGAGGAUUUGCAGCAGGCGGCCGUCAUGAAGUCGACGCUGCUGCGUGCAGACGCAAUGGUGUUUCACCGCCUUGUCACAUGCGCGCUCGAGCGCUCCGUAGCGGUUGACAACCACGGAAUGAGGAAGUUGCUGCUUCCUCUGUUCUACGUGGAGGGCAGCGCUGUGGGCGAGGUGGCGCAGUACUUCUGCUCCCGUGCCACGACGCCGGCCGCCGCGCACGCGUUGCAGGUACAGUUCUCAGAUAUUCAGCGCCACGUCACUGAAAACGGCGACAUCACCAGCAAGACAGUGGAUGAGCUUGCAAACGCCCUGCACACACUCAUGAGCACGCUGAAGGAGUCGCUCUAA